This is a messenger RNA of Effrenium voratum, 3573 nucleotides long. NCBI's taxonomy places the organism in Eukaryota, Dinophyceae, Suessiales, Symbiodiniaceae. The record is from the annotation of a GenBank genome assembly.
AUGACCAAAGCCUUUGUUUCCGGGUGCGCAGGACCGUUUCUGACCCAAGACGAAAUCGCCUUUUUCAGGGACGCAGAUCCCUGGGGCCUCAUCUUGUUUGCGCGAAACAUAGAGUCGCCCGAGCAGGUGAAGCAACUGACGUCCUCGUUUCGGCAAGCCGUUGCGCGCGCAGAUGCUCCGGUUCUGGUUGAUCAGGAAGGAGGGCGCGUCCAGCGCCUGAAACCACCGCAUUGGCCCAAGUAUCCUGCGCCGAAACUCUUUGGCGACUUGUUCGACAAGAACCCUGAAAUUGGGUUGCGAGCAGCCUGGCUCGGUUCGCGCCUGAGUGCCGGGGAUCUGUUUGAAGUCGGUGUCACGAUAGACUGUCUGCCGUGUCUGGAUGUUCGUUUUCCCGACACUGUCGAUGCUAUUGGUGAUCGGUCCCUUUCCGCGAAUCCGGAAACCGUUGCGACACUUGGCCGGGCCAUGAUUGACGGGGCAAGAGCGGGAGGGGUGCUUCCUGUCAUAAAGCACAUCCCGGGGCACGGUCGCGCACGCGUCGACAGUCAUCUUGAGCUUCCCAGGGUGGAAGCAGGUCUUUUGGAGCUGAAAAGCGUGGAUUUCCGGCCCUUCAAGGCACUUUCUAGCGUGUCAUUGGGUAUGACUGCCCAUAUUGUGUACGAAGGGAUCGAUCCGGAAACGGCAGGAACACAGAGCAAGAAAGUAGUUCAGGAUAUUAUCCGGAAGGAAAUCGGAUUUGAUGGCUGCCUGAUGAGCGACGACAUAUCGAUGAAAGCACUCGGAGGUGACUUUGUCGAACGGUCCCGGAAAAUAGUCGAGGCAGGCUGUGAUAUUGUUCUGCAUUGCAACGGUGAUAUGGACGAAAUGUUAGCUGUUGCCGAAUCUGUGCCGCACCUUGCUGGUGAGGCUGAACGCAGGUGCGCGCAAGCGUUGAACGAGUUGAAGGCGCCGGCACCCGGCUUUGACGAAAAAACUGCCUGGGAUGAGCAGAUUGCAGAUGACGGCUCUUAUGACCUGUUGAGCACCGUCAAUUCUGUUGAACAGCGCGCCACAACGGAUCCGCAGCUUGUCGUCGAUGUUGAUGGAUUCGAAGGUCCGCUCGAUCUGUUGCUCGGCCUCGCACGCACGCAGAAAGUCGACCUGGCACGCAUCUCUAUCCUGGAACUGGUCGAACAGUAUCUAGAGUUUGUGGCUGAGGCCCGCAGGAUGCGCCUGGAGCUGGCGGCGGAUUACCUUGUGAUGGCUGCGUGGCUCGCCUUCCUGAAGUCCAAGCUGCUUCUGCCCGAACAGCGGGACGAGGACGAGCCGACAGGUGAAGAACUUGCCGCUGCGCUGGCAUUUCGGUUGCGUCGUCUCGAGGCAAUGCGGGAAGUCUCCGAAAAACUGAUGAACCGCUACCGUCAGGGCCGCGAGGUAUUCCAUCGUGGCGCUCCUGAAACGAUGUCCGUUCAGCACAAAAGCAUAUGGGAUGCGUCCGUCUACGACCUUCUGUCAGCUUAUGCGACACAGAGGCAAAGGCAGUCGGUCACGUCUGUGAGGGUGCUGAGAAGAACGGUUUGGUCGUUGCAGGAGGCACGAGAACUGCUGAUGAGGCUGGUUGGCCGGGUAAGCGAGUGGGCGCCUUUGAAUGCGUAUUUGCGCGAAUACCUCUAUGACAACAAGGAUUGGGCAACAAUUGUCGCCAGUACCUUUUCCGCCAGUCUGGAGAUGGUUCGCGAGGGUCAGGUGGAAAUCCGGAAGAGGAAGAGGGCGAUGACGUCUGACACCGACCGUCUCGACCUCGUCGAUCCAAAUCUGAGAAAAGCCGGCGGAUCAGCGGACGAUUUGACCGGCUUGCGGAUGAUCGAGGCACUGCUGUUUGCAUCGUCCGAGCCGCUGUCGCUAGAAGAAUUGACGCUCAGGGUUCCUGAAGGCACGGAUGUGCUGGGGUUGCUUGACCAGUUGCAGGCGCUUUAUGCACCGCGCGGCGUCAAUCUGGUCAAGGUCGCCGGCAAAUGGUGCUUUCGCACCGCCGAGGAUCUUGCCUAUCUGAUGCACCGAAAUGUCGAAGAGCAACGCAAGCUGUCCCGCGCGGCUCUGGAGACACUUGCCAUCAUCGCAUACCACCAGCCGGUGACACGGGCGGAAAUAGAGGAAAUACGCGGCGUCUCAACCUCCAAGGGCACGCUGGACGUGUUGCUGGAAACCACCUGGAUCCGGAUGCGCGGGCGCCGGCGCACACCUGGGCGACCUGUGACAUAUGGAACCACCGAGCAGUUCCUGGUCCAUGUUGGUCUCGAGAAUGUCCGGGAUCUUCCCGGCCUUGAAGAGUUGAAGGGCGCUGGCUUGCUGGACAGUGCCGUGCCGGCAUCCUUCAUCGUUCCCACACCGAACGAUGAAGUGACUUUGACGGAGGACGAAGAUCCAUUAGAAGACGGAGACCGCCGGAGCUUGAUGCCACAGAAAGAUACGUCGCUGCCGUCCAAUGGAAACGGACACCAGUUGAGCUGGGGCGCGCCGGGAACCGCCGGCGCGACCAUUGCAGCCGGUCUGGUGUUUGAGAACAUUUCGCACGACUAUGAUGGUGUCAUGUCUGUACGCGAUCUGAGUCUGUCGAUCGCACCGGGCGAAAUUCUGUGUCUCCUUGGACAUUCGGGCUGCGGCAAGACCACGUUGAUGCGCAUUGCUGCAGGUGUUGAAAGACAGAGCCACGGCAAGGUUCUCAUCAACGGACGUGAAGUUUCCGGAGACAGUUUCUUUCUUCCGCCUGAACGGCGAGGCGUGGGCCUCAUGUUCCAGGACUACGCUCUUUUCCCCCACAUGACCAUUCUUGCCAAUGUGAUGUUGGGCUUGACGGGGCUUCCGAACAAGGAGGCGCAGGCCGCUGCGCUUGCAGCGUUGGGGCGGGUUGGCUUGUCCGACUAUGCCGGCGAUUAUCCUCACUCCCUAUCGGGUGGUGAACAGCAGCGGGUUGCGCUGGCACGUGCCCUGGUCCCGCGACCGGGAAUUCUGCUUAUGGAUGAACCGUUCUCGGGUCUGGACAAGCGCUUGCGAGACAGCGUUCGGGACCAGACGCUGGCCGUCAUCCGGGAAACACGGGCAACAUGCAUCAUCGUGACCCACGAUCCGGAAGAAGCGAUGCGCAUGGGCGACCGGAUUGCCCUGAUGCGCCGGGGGCGACUGGUUCAACUCGGAACGGCUGCACAAUUGUAUAACGACCCGGUUGAUCUCUUUGCGGCUCGCUUUUUCUCGGAAUUGAACCAGAUAGAAGGGCAGGUCACCGUGACGGGUGUCGAAACUCCGCUCGGUGUUGUAAAAUCCGAAUGUGCGGAGACCAAUGGAAAGGUCGACGUCGAACUCUUGUCUGUCGUGAUCGAUGGACUCGACCAUCCGUUGCAGGCAAGGGUUCGUGCCGGUAGCUCAUGGGAAGCCGGAAUGAAUGUUUCGGUGGAGACGGAUCCGAAGGACGGGAUCAAAAGCUUCAAGAAAGGCAUGGCAGAAGACGACACUGCCGACGCCCCGAAGACCAUCGAUCAUCAGGCCGGCGAACCAGCACAGUCUGCGAAAGCUGAAGAUCAGACCAAGGCGAGCUGA